AUGAGGAUCAAUGAAGGGCCAAUUAAUGAAGAGGUUGAUAAUGCAGUUGUUGCAAUCCAUCAACCGCGACUGUUUUCUCGCAGCCUUGUAGAGGAAAUAUUGUUGCAUUUUAUCAAGAUUGAUUUGGGGUCGAAGUCGGCUGGCGUCACCACACUUUCUGAGGUGUCAUGGAUUUCACCAGGCAUUUUGCUUUAUCAUCCAUCAGUUUUCAUCGGUUUAGAGGUUUAG
Dracunculus medinensis (Guinea worm) is the source of this 228-nucleotide messenger RNA. The record is from the annotation of a GenBank genome assembly. NCBI's taxonomy places the organism in Eukaryota, Metazoa, Nematoda, Chromadorea, Rhabditida, Dracunculidae.